AUAUAAACUUUAAAAGAAACUAAAUUUAUAGAACAAAAUUCUCAUAGACAAGUCAUGACAUCCAGUUCAGAAUCUUCAGAUGUCAAAACAAAUACUUCAAAACAGGGUAUUAAAUGGAAACCUACUUUUAUUGUUUCUAAAACAAGUGACAAACCCAAUAAUUCAAAGCGACCAAAAAACCAGAACACCGAAAAUGUUCACUCUGAAAAGCCAAUAAUUGAUGCCAACACUAAAACCUUGAUAUCCAAAAACAAGGAUACCAGCGUUAAGGACGUUACAACUGAAGUUGAUAAGGAAAAAUUUUAUCUUAGCGAAUGCGAUUCCAGCAGUUCAUCUGAAACUAAAACUCGAGAGGAAACAAAAAUUUUGAACUUUUUUGACUUGAUAGAUAGAAAAAGUGAUGAAAAAAUUGAUACUACACAAAAGGAACUCACACCUAAAAACAAUAAUGAUAGUACUAACUUGAAAAGAGAAAAUAGUAUAAUUCAAAAAAAUAAAAAGGAAUCAUCCCAAUCACUCAAUAAGAAACCAACAGAAAAUGAUUCACAAAGCUCUCAAUGUUCAACAAAUCUACUAAAUACCAUACCUUCUCAAGAUGAGUUCACAUCCAUUUCUGGUUUAGACAGAAUAUUUCUUAGUUGUAAUUCGUUGUCUUCUCUUGAUCCUCAAAAUGAAUUUACAUCCAAACAGAAUUCAGACAGAAUAUUUUUUAAUUGUGAUUCAUCAUCUUUCCUUGAUCCAUGUGAACACACGAAUACUGAAAUAUCACUUUAUUCUACACAAAAUGUGGAACCAAAAACUUCCGCUUCAAAAGAUUCAUCAGCUUUCUCUAAUCCAUGUGAACAUACAACUACUGGAAAAUCAUUUCAUUCUACACAAAAUGUGAAAGCAAAAGCUUCCACUUCAAAAGAUUCUUUAACUUUCUUUGACAGAUGUAAAUAUACAAAUUCUAAAAAAUCACUUUAUUCUACACAAAAUAUGGGCACAAAAGCUUCCACAUCAAAGGAUUCAUCAUCUUAUCUUGAUCCAUGUACACAUACGAGUACUAAAAAAUCACUUUAUUCUACACAAAAUAUAUGUGCAAAAGCUUCCACAUCAAAGGAUUCGUCAUCUUAUCCUGAUCCAUGCACACAUACGAGUACUAAAAGAUCACUUUGUUGUACACAAAAUGUGGAAGCAAAAGCUUUCACUUCUAAGGAUUCAUCAGCUUUUUUUGAUCCAUGUGAACAUACUAGUACUGAAAAAUCUAUUUAUUCGAUACAAAAUAUGGGAGCAAAAACUUCCACAUCAAAAGAUUCCUUUCACAGUGCCAUGGGUAUACCUUUUUUUGACAACAAUAAUGUUAACAAAGAUAAUGUAGGAUUAGAAGAAAUGUGUCUCAAAAAUAAACGAAAGGAAGAAGAUGUACGAAACACACAUGGCAACAAAAUCCCAGUCAAAAUAACAGUAUAUGAUACCGAUGAAAAUAAUAUGUCUUCAGAUUUAAUAGAAAUAACACGAACACAUUCAUUUAGAAACUCGAAUCAAAUUAAUUUUACUGAUACAUUUCCGCUGAGUAUGUGUGACUUCUGUUGCUUGGAUCAUAUCGAGAUAACAAAAGAGAUAAUAAAUGAUUCUGGUGAAAUAAAUAAAUGUAAAUUUUGUAUGAAGACUCCAUUUUCUCAAAGCCAAGAACAGGUUACAGCUAUGGUAGAAAUCAUAUCAGAUCCUCCAAACGAAUUCAGUUGUGAUAGUUUGUACUCAUCUGACCAUCCCAUUCUAUUAAAUGUUGAAGACGAUAAUAAUACGAUAGAAAUAAAUAGUUCUUCAAUUCCGAUAUUAGUGGGAUAUCAUCAGACAAAUUAUAGCUCAAUAUCUCAAGAGGAAUGUCCUUUACAUAAUACUUAUGCAAAUAAUGAUCAAUCACAAUGUUCAGCUGAACAUGAAAAUAUUCUCCACAAAACGUAUAGAUGGAUCAAUAAUAAUGUUACAGAGAGAGAUAUUUUAGCAUUUGUGCUCGGUGCAGGAUUAUUUCUUUGCCUUGUUAUAUUUGUUAUGAUAAUUUAAAGACUUAAGAAGUGCAAUAAAGUCAAG
This is a messenger RNA of Teleopsis dalmanni, 2073 nucleotides long. Its product is annotated as stress protein DDR48-like. The record is from RefSeq and is a predicted model, not a curated record. Bases 55 to 2046 code for a protein of 663 amino acids. Lineage: Eukaryota; Metazoa; Arthropoda; Insecta; Diptera; Diopsidae. The transcript is spliced from 2 exons.